Molecule: messenger RNA, 975 nt
Organism: Cokeromyces recurvatus
Lineage: Eukaryota; Fungi; Mucoromycota; Mucoromycetes; Mucorales; Mucoraceae
Exons: 7
Coding region: 13-798 (261 amino acids)
Molecular function (GO): RNA binding
Source: RefSeq, a predicted model, not a curated record
AAGAAAAUAAAAAUGACAAAUAAUUGGAAUAUUUUAACUUCUCAAACCCCAUCUCCAAACUAUGUUCUUGUAAAGAAUAUCUCUUUACAAUCAACUGAAAAGACAGUCAAAGAUUUCUUUUUGUUUUGUGGUAAAAUUAAAGAAUUUGAAAUGAAAGUUGAUGAAGACGACGAGAAACAUCAAAUUGCUCUAAUUCAUUUUGAACGUGAAUCUGCUGCAAAGACUGCUGUUCUUUUAAGCAAUGCUUUAAUUGGUGACAGUUAUAUUACUGCUCAAUCUUACUUUGAUGUCCCCACAUCAAAUGAAACGACUACUGACUCAUCUGACCAACAACAAGAAACUCAAGAAACAAAACCAAAGUCUCAUAUUGCUGCUGAAAUCUUAGCAAAUGGUUAUAUGCUUCAAGAUCAUGUCGUUGCUAAAGGUCUUGAAUAUGACCAUAAAUAUAAUUUGACUUCUCGUUUAACUAACUUUUUCAAUACAAUUCAAACAAAUGUUAAGCAAUUUGAUGAAAAGUAUCGUAUUUGGGAUAAAGCAGUUAAUAUUGAUCAAAAAUAUAAAAUUGGUGAAAAGGUUUCAAAUGCAGCCCACACAGCUCAAACGACAGCACAAGCCGCACUUCAAACACCUACUGGACAAAAGGUUCAAGAUCUUGCUCAACAAACGCUUGCCCAAAUUGCUGCUGUUCAUUAUGAAGCUAAAAGAAUUCAGGGUGAAAAAUUAGCUCAUCAGACUUCUACUACUACUGAUAAUGAUACCACUGAAGCUAAAAAAGCAACUGCUGAUACUGUUCAGUAAAUACAUGUCUAUUGCUCCUUAUUAAUAUAAUCAUAACUUAAAUAUGCCAUAUAUUUGUAUGAAAAUAAAUAAAAUAAAGUUUACUCCUCUCUUAUUAAUACUCUAAGCUAUAUGCUAUUGUAUAGUAGAUUAUUAUUAUUUUUUCUCGGCAGAAACAUCCUUCUAUAGGUACCGUCA